Messenger RNA from Kuraishia capsulata CBS 1993, 747 nucleotides. RefSeq lists its product as uncharacterized. The coding region runs from base 1 to 747 and encodes 248 amino acids. The transcript has a single exon. NCBI's taxonomy places the organism in Eukaryota, Fungi, Ascomycota, Pichiomycetes, Pichiales, Pichiaceae. The record is from RefSeq and is a predicted model, not a curated record.
AUGCCAGUCGAGCUAGUACUUUCUCCUCUCAUGAGACCAGUCGUCCAGGCAAAGGCCCUGCUGUUUCACCCUCAUCGAAGAGCUUCUCGGUACAUCCCCAACAUCGUCGAACUCAAGGAGGAUGUCUCUGAGUAUGCUGUUAGAAGACGGUUUGGUACGGGAUCCAAGGUGUUUGACGUUUUCGACACCCACGGAAAGGAGACUGGUCCAUUGGGGCCAGCGGAUGGGUCACAGCGCGUGUUUUGGUUUGUUCGUUCGAGAGCUGUCAAGGGUGCUUACAAGAUGUACAGCUCUGCAAUUUCAGGAACUGGCACUGAUGGGAUAGAUGAACCUGUGGCGACUUUGAGAGCAGGUCUGAGAUCGAACGUACUACUCAUUCGUGCUCCUGAAGUGCCUUACGCCGAGUUGGGUUGGCACGUUAUUGGCCACCGAGUGGAUGCCAUUGAUAGCUACAGAAUUUUCACAUUGGCGGAUGGAGCAACCUAUCAGUGGACCACUUCAGGCAAGUUCUUGGAAAAGGUGACCAACCUGGGAGAGAAGGAGAGUGAGAUUCGUGAGCGGAUUGGACAGGUAAUUCCUGCCGCAGGUGCUGGUUUCACUCUUAAAGUUGACGAAACUAAGAUCCCUAGAGAAAUCGCGCUGUCUUCAGCGUUGAUCUCAUAUAUCGAUCAUUGGAAUACGGAACUGGCAGUGGGCGGUAUUUACUAUGCUCCACAGCCUCGUCAAGUGAGAUGGAAGAGGGAUUAG